AUGAACACUAUACCGUCAGAGAUACUGCAGGAUGUAUUUCGUAAAUGUGAAUCAGCAGGCGACUUAAUCAACUGCGCUCUUGUCUGCAAGCGCUGGAGUUGUCUGGCAUUGGAAAUACUAUGGUACAAACCCACUUUCCAUGUGCGCUUGCCGACGUCGUCCAAUGCAUGGAUCACCUUUUUCACCAUCAUCCAAGCAACCCAACAGACGGCAUUUCCAUAUGCUUCCUUUAUACGCCGUAUCAAUCUGUCGCCUCUCUCCAUUCUGAUUGAGGAUUUACAUGUCAUGACGUUACGAUCCUGCAAACGCUUAGAGCGGCUCACUUUGGCUGGCUGUUCCAAACUCACUGAUAUUGGGUUAUGCACACUCAUACAUGAGAUUGGGUCUAAACUAGUCUCGCUCGACCUCAGCGAUGUAUAUCAAGUUACCGAUGCGACUAUCACGGAAGCAGCUACAUCAUGCCCUCAGCUACAAGGCUUCAAUCUGAGCAUGAGUCGAUUCCAUCACAGCAUUACUGAUGCCAGUGUCACGUUACUAGCAGCACAGUGUACCCAUUUGAAGAGAAUCAAACUCAACAAUUGCGCGCAUGUAUCGGAUCAAUCCGCCAUUGCCCUGUCAAUGCACUGUCCGAGACUAAUUGAAGUCGAUUUUAUGAACUGCAACAUUAGCAAUCAAGCACUGAUAUCGAUAUUCAACAAUAACCGAGAGCUGAGGGAACUUCGACUGAGCCAUGCAGACAAUGCCAGCAUACAGAUUGACGACACGGCAUUUACAAGUGCAUCACUGCUACACCAGCAGCCAUACUAUCAGCAACUGCGGCUUGUGGACUUUACUGGCAUCUCGCCUAUAACUGACAUUUCCAUCGACAUACUGGUACAAGCAGCACCGAAAAUCCGAAGUCUGGUUCUCAACAAAUGCUCGCUAAUCACAGAUCAUGGUGUGCUGGCAAUCAGUAAAUUAGGUCGCUAUCUGCACUUUUUACACUUGGGCCAUUGUUCAAAUAUUACCGAUACAUCCAUCCAGCGUCUUGCCCUCGUCUGCCCGCGUCUUCGCUAUUUAGACAUGGCCUCUUGUACCAACAUCACAGAUGCAUCCAUUGUUGAACUAGCUAAACAUUUACCCAAACUGAAACGCAUUGGACUUGUCAAAUGCGGCCGCAUUACAGACGCAGCCAUUCAAUCACUGUCCAAUCACUCUCGCAUUACCAACAGCAUAGAGCGUAUACACUUGAGUUUCUGCUCUCGUCUCAGCGUGCAGGCCAUCACAGAACUGUUGAACAAAUGUCAGAGAUUGAGUCACUUGAGCCUUACACAUGUGCCGUCGUUUAUGCGAGAGGAUUUGCAGCAGUUUUGUAGGCCCCCUCCCAAAGAUUUCACAGAACUACAACGAAAUGCAUUCUGUGUUUAUAGCGGUAUAGGCGUACAACACCUGAAAGAGUACCUGAAUGUAAUGCAACUUGAGCAAGCAUUCGACCACGAGCCGCUGGAUGAUCAGCAGCAACAAGCAGACUACAGCCCUACUGACGACAGGAUGCUAGAAUGA
Messenger RNA from Mucor velutinosus, 1542 nucleotides. RefSeq lists its product as uncharacterized. The coding region runs from base 1 to 1542 and encodes 513 amino acids. The record is from RefSeq and is a predicted model, not a curated record. The transcript has 2 exons. Lineage: Eukaryota; Fungi; Mucoromycota; Mucoromycetes; Mucorales; Mucoraceae. Gene Ontology annotation, cellular component: cytoplasm. Gene Ontology annotation, molecular function: protein binding.